Schistocerca americana (American grasshopper) is the source of this 1926-nucleotide messenger RNA. RefSeq lists its product as uncharacterized. The transcript has 2 exons. Bases 113 to 529 code for a protein of 138 amino acids. Lineage: Eukaryota; Metazoa; Arthropoda; Insecta; Orthoptera; Acrididae. The record is from RefSeq and is a predicted model, not a curated record.
GGAACUAUAUCAGCGGCGCGGGUGCUGCCGAGAGGCAUAGUCUGCGACUGGCAUCAGGAGCGGAACAUCGACUCGUCCGUGAUCGAUUAGUGCUUUGCUAAACAGCAGCGACAUGCCGGUACAAGAGGUCGAAGGCUGGAGCGUGGAGCGCAGCUGGGGUACCGAGACCAUGAGCGGGCCGAUGACCAUGAUCGGGCCGGACAAGAGGCGUGCGCAACCUGUACAGGUGAAGGUGUACCGCACGUCGCUGGAGCACUUCGCGGUGGUGUUCCCGCAGAAGAAGGUGUGCCGGCCGCUGGGCGUGGUGAACCUGCGGCACGCGACGCUGUCGCGCCUGGACGGCGACGGCGCCGGCGCCGCCCCCGCCUUCAGCGUGCGGCACAAGGGCUGCGACGCCGCCGACGCCAGCCUUACGUUCGUGGCGGCGACGGCGCGCGACCUGGACGCCUGGCUGCACGCCUUCAGCUCCCGGUCGGCGUCGCCCGCCGCGCUGCCGCUGCCCGCCGUCGCCGAAGACGAGGAGGCGUAGGCGGGCCUCCGGCAGAGGGCAGAGGGCGCCGGACUCGAGCGCCACCCGCGAACGCGCUUCUCCGCUGGCGGCGGCGGGAUCGCAACUCUGGCAGGGCACAAGCUGCACAACGUGCGUCCUGUGCACGAGUAUCUUGGAAACCCGUUGCCGGUGCUCGCAGAGUUGGUGCCGGCGUCGCUUUCUUCGGGAGACGUAGAGCAUGGAACCGACUGCGACGCCCCUCCGAGGCAUCGCAGGCGACGUGUCGGUUUCCACCCGUCGUCUGAUCCCCCCCAAGUACAAAGAAGACUGUCUCGUGUUGGCAGCUAUUCCACAAUCGACGUGAAGAACGACCUGUUUCCGUUCCUGUUUCAACCCACUCACUUCAUUCUGUUCUCGCCCAGUCUCCUAACUGCUACCAGAGAAAGGAAUCUGCACGACCGAACGCAAGUGUAUCUGCACUUUGCCAGAGACUGUUGCAGUUAACCUUUCCAGUGCCCCAUGAAAAUUGUUCACUGCAAAUUGCCUAUUAGCACCCACCCACGUGUAAAUAAAUGGAGUAGAAAACGUAUCAAGUGUUAAAGCGUAAGGAGUAGUUUAAAACUAUAAUAAUAACAACGGAACUGAUAUUAUAAUAUCCUUCUGUGCUACCUCCUUACCAGCUCACACGAUUAACAAACACUAAAACCUUUUCAAUACUUGACUAUAAUACGUUAACUCGUUUGCACUGGCAUUUCUGAACACUGCCGGACUCUUUUCUGAGGUGCUGGCCAUGUUCGCAAAAUUCUACAUAUAUAAAACGCUCUUUGCAACGAACUACAAAGAUAGUUUUCAUGUAGUGGGUAUAGUGAAGGCUAACCAGUAAGUUUUCGUGUAGACAGUACUGUAAAGUUUAAACAGAAUGGAGAGAGAUGUUGCAUGAAGAAAGAUCUUGUUUGGUAGAAGUAACCCUACACUCGUUUCGUGUAUGUAAAUUUGUUGCUGUGAUAAAACAUGGUUACUUUCGUGUUCUUUGUCUAAAUGUAGACUAUCUGUGAUAUAUAGUUAUAGUUCCUUUUUUAUAGUUAUUUGUAAUAAUGUUAUUGCAAAAUGUCGUAUUUGUGCACUCUUUCCUUCAGUUUCUGUAAAAAAUCACGAUUUCUGUAAUAUUAGCUAAAUUGUGAGUGUUAAAAUUCUAUCAGCAGUAUUCAGAAGUUAAGCUAAUCAGUGUGCAUGACCUGAGAAGUCGUGUAAUUUGAAUAUCCUUGCCUGUAAACCGUACAUCUGUUCUAUUUUCAUGAAACUGUUAAUAGCAGUUGUCCUUCGAUCUCUACUGAUGCCUAUAACAGAAGUUAAUACACUGUUAUAAAACAACUAUUUAGCGAACAGUAAGAGUGCUUUUGUUUUUUAUAUUUAAUUAAUAAACAAGUUUAAAAUUA